Kwoniella mangroviensis CBS 8507 is the source of this 507-nucleotide messenger RNA. RefSeq lists its product as uncharacterized. The coding region runs from base 1 to 507 and encodes 168 amino acids. The transcript has a single exon. Lineage: Eukaryota; Fungi; Basidiomycota; Tremellomycetes; Tremellales; Cryptococcaceae. The record is from RefSeq and is a predicted model, not a curated record.
AUGUCCGAACCAUCAUGGCCUCCGCUAGAAUUCACCGUGCCUGCCAACACCAUGAUUGCCAGAACGGCUAUCGAUUCUAUUAUUGGAUACGUCCGUCGAGGAUACACUGAUGAUACGGAUGAAGGAAUCCAAGGUAAGAUAGCCUACCUCGAGAAUGUCAAACGAAACGGUACCACAGCGUCGUCUACUGUCAUAACCACAAGCAGGACUCUUUUCGGUGUUGGAAAGUCCACUUCCGUCCAGACGGCGCCAAUGACCAAACAAGAUUUCACCAAGAUCGUCAGUCGUAACAGUCAUGAUGAAAAUCUAGGCAGACAAGCUCAUAGAGUCCAGGAGUAUAUGGCUUUUCUCAAUGGAUCGACAUCGUCAAGAAACGACGAAAUGGGAGGCACAGAUGGUGGAUAUUCAUCCUGGGCUGAUAUCCCAGUCUCACAAGGUCAAAGGGAUUUCGACGAGUUUCUAGAACGAACGGAUCCAGUGCUCCUUGGGAAGCCUCCCAAGCAAUAG